UAGCCAAAAAGCUGCAUUUUGAACAAUCUGAGAUUAUUCAGAGGCAACUGUUUUCCUAUUUCACCAAGAAGAAACAAGAAGAAGAAAAUCCAAAACCUUUCCCAAAAAAAUUCCUGAAAUACAUUCAAACCCUCCAACAAUUUCACCCUCAUUCCAUAUUAGAUUCCCAAAAUACCAAUCCAGGAUUGCAUUCUCUGCAAAUUGUUAUGCUUGGCUUUGAUUCUUCAACAUACAAGCUUUGUGGUUAAUCUCAUUCAAGGGUUCGUUAGGUUUCAAUUGAUGCCUCGGAUGAAGAAUGCAGUUUCAUCAAAAAGGUAAAAAUGAACGAUUUCGUUUUCUUUUCUCUGUUGCAGUUUUCUCCCUGCACCGGGCAAAACAUUAACAUCAAAUAUAGAUGAUUAUCCAGUUUCUUCUCUUGUGUUAGAAGAUGAAAUCUUUCUCUUCGAACAUCACGAAGUGAGCAGUUGCAGAAACAACAAAUGUCAAGUGUUCCUUAUCGCAAUUUAUCAAAGGCCAAUGCCACGGCAAUACCAAAUUUCCAUCCCCCACCGGCUUCUGAGGGGAAACAAACAGCAGAUUCCGCAACUAACAAAAUUGCUCAGAACUUUGUCACCUCUAUCUACGAUGCAAAAGUAUCGGAUUUGAACCGAAAUGUAACGAUAACAUGGUUGAAGAACCUCAUGAGCCAUACCCUCAACAUUUUGGUCGAAAACCCUUACGGUGAAAAUCAUUACAGUUGCAAAAUUGAUCUCAAGACAUGGCAAUUUUGGGGCAAAAAGGGCCUAAAAUCAUUCAAAGUUGAUGGGAAACGCGUGGACAUCUUCUGGGACUUUCGCACUGCAAAAUUCACAACAAGCCCCGAGCCUUACUCGGAUUUCUACAUUGCAUUUGUGUCCGGUGAUGAGGUUGUUUUAUUGCUAGGUGAUAUGAAACAUGAGGCUUUCAAAAGAACAAAAUCAAGGCCAUCAUUGGUAGAUCCUAUGUUAUUGCACAAGAAGGAGUGUGUGUUUGGAAAGAAAUGUUUCUAUUCCAGAACCAUGUUUGGGCAUGGCAAAAGGGAACAUGAUAUCACCAUUGAGACUUCCUUAUCCGGGCCUAGCGAUCCGGAAAUGUGGAUUAGCGUGGACGGGGAUACGCUUAUCAGGGUUGUGAAUUUGCAUUGGAGAUUCAGAGGGAAUGAAUCCGUCGUGGUAGACGAUAAACCUGUUCAGAUUUUCUGGGAUGUGCAUGAUUGGUUGUAUACGAGUGGCCCUAAUUCAGGUCAGGGUAUUUUCAUUUUCAAACAAGGAGCAACAGAAAGUGAAGAUAAUGAUGGCAAUGGAGAUUGGAGAAUUUUGUGUGAUGAGUAUUCUGGAAAUGGCACGGGGUUUUGCCAUCUCUUACAGGCUUGGAAGAUUGAGUGAGCUAGGCUCAGUGACUGUCUGUAUAAGCUUUCCAUAUGAAGGAAAUUUCCAGUUUGAUUAUUAUUGGAAAAGUUAAGAACUUCAAAGACCUUUGAUUGGAUUUUGUUUCCCUCUUCAAUUACUAUUAGGUACUUGCUCAUGUGAUUCUUGAAUGACACAUCUCUGUCAAUUGAGCCAGAAAUGAACAUUUGAGA
Molecule: messenger RNA, 1597 nt
Organism: Rhododendron vialii
Lineage: Eukaryota; Viridiplantae; Streptophyta; Magnoliopsida; Ericales; Ericaceae
Exons: 1
Coding region: 480-1403 (307 amino acids)
Source: RefSeq, a predicted model, not a curated record